GAUGACUGCCGCUGCAGCACUCGCAGCCUCACUAAUCCGGGCUCUGGGAAAUAAUUUCCCGCCGCGCGCUAGGAGGCCCCGGAAGCUAUUGGACUAUUUCCGGGUGGUUGUCAGUGACGCUCUCGAGCCGUAGUCAGGGUGGUCUGAGCGGGUGCCUGGUUGGAUUCUGGCUGGCGGGCCAGGUUCCUGCAGAUCUGCGCCAGACUUGGGAGACUGCUUUUGUUCCUUGAAUGCUUUCCGUUCAGCUUUCGUGGAUGCCAAUGAAAAUGGUGGCCUCCCAAUCUCGGGCCUCAUAUGAGCCAAGAGCUCAUGGACCCACUUCCCAGUGUGCCCUCAGAGAAAAGCAGUCAAUCCCUCCCAUCUUCCUGGUCUCCAGGAGCACUCUGAGCUCACCCAGCCUGUGCCUGAGUUUCUAUUUCUGGUGCACAGUCCCCUUUGGAAUCUCCAAACCCAGCAGAUUCCUGCUGUAUGCUCCUCCACCACUCAUCCCAAUGGAAGAAGGAGGGAGUCUCUCUGGAUCUGCCACGUGUGGGGUUCCUGCUCAAAGAGCAGUGGUCUGACUGUCCCUGGAUCACAGUUUAAGGUAUAUUUUAUAUAUGUUGGGGAAAAAAAACCUCAACUGAAGAUAAUAAAGAAAAGACAGCUCUUCUACUGACCACUUGGAAGGAAAUAAUUUCCCACUUAUUUGGGAUUAGAAGACCAGCUCAUUCUCAGAAUCUUCCGAAACAAAAUUAGAAUGGAUUGCGGAGAUGAAUAUUCCCAUAAUUCUUUUGACCUACAUUGUCUGUUAGAUUCAUUUCCUGGAGACUUGGAGUUUAAGCAGAUCUUCAGUGACAUUGAUGAAAAGAUAGAACAAAAUGCUACAAGCAUAGAACAUUGCAUUAAAAAAAUACAGUAUGAAGUUAACAAACAGUGUCCAGAUGUGCAGCUGCGAACAACAACUGACUGCCUUGAAUGGCUAGAUAACUAUAAUUAUAAUCCAUCCAAGUCACCGUCCAUUCCCCAUGGAGAUUUGAUAAAAUUCCUCAAAACUCUGCAAGAUUUGUUGAAGAGUGAACUAAAUCAAGAAGAAAUGAUACUGGAUUUACUUUGGGACCUCUCCUGCCAGAGCAGCAUUUCAUUCCCAUCACUGCUAAGUGGAGCGUCUUUCCAUUUCCUCUCUAGGACUUCUCUUCAUUCUGUCGAAGAUUAUUCCUCUAUGGAUGUAAAGUCUAUCUGGGAUAAUAUAAGACUACAUCUACGGCGCUUCUUAGUGAAGAGAUUACAAAGCCUUAAUGAAAUAAGCCAUUCACAGCACAAGAUUUGGUUGAAAAAUCAGUGCAUACAACAACUCUUGUUUCUUUAUCCAGAAUCAGAAGUUAUAGUCAAGUACCAAAGCAUACAGAAUAAACUGUUGGCCAAACUGCUGCAGAACUAUUUUCCUUCUUACAGCAGAGAAUCAAAUUUAGACGACAUGGUUCAUGGAUACCAAAGUACAAUGCUUAAGUUAUAUGCUAUGAUAAAAGAGGAUUUUAACACACUACAUGAAAUUUUAGCUCCAACCUCAACAGUGAAAUUCAUUAAGGAAACUUACCUGGAUACUGUUACAGAAGAAAUGGCAAAAUUUCUUGAAAGUUUUUGUGAGCUGCAGUUUGAAGAAAGUGCUGUCCCCGUGAUUAGAACAAGCAAGAGCUCCAGCAGGCAUAGAGGAGCAGUGCAUGCUUUGGUAACUCCUGAAUGCCCACAGAAAGGAAGAAACUUUUUCCUCUCCUUUGAUAAACUCAAAUUCUUAUCACAACUCAUAAAAUCCUUCUUGAAGCUGGAAAAAAAUGUUAAAGAAUUAUUGGAAGAAAUAUUAGUAUCUCUCAAAACACCCAGAAAUAUUUCAGGAAUUUUGGAUCCAUCCAGUCAAGAAGUUAUGAUAGAGAAACCCAGAGCAAGUGAAAGCAGAGUUCCUUCAGAACAAUUGCUACUGAUCAAAGAGGCUACUUUACUAGAUUUUGCUUGGCGAAGUGCAUUUAAAAAAGUGUCUCUUCCCAUGGCACAUUGUAUAACAAUAGCAAUUGAAGAUUUUUCCACAAAAAUUCUCCAGCAGGAACAGAAUGAAAGGACUUUAACUGUAACCUAUGCUAUGAACCUUGUAAAUGUGCGGGAAGUUUGGCAAGACAGCCAUGUGGUUCCUGAGGAAGAGCAACCAAAGAAAAUUGCAAAGUUUUGUUCUGACAUCAUGGAAAAACUUGACACAAUGCUUCCACUGGCUCUGGCAUGCAGAGAUGAUUCUUUCCAGGAAAUUAGAGCAAACUUUGUGGAGGCCUGUUGUAAAGUGGCAGCAGCUGUCCUGGCGAGACUGCAAGAGAGAAGCAAGGAGUUUCCUUCCAAAGCACCCCUGACCAGCUUACACAUGUUGCUCUCCACAGCAGUCUAUGUCUUCCAGCAUUUUAUGCAGUAUGAUAAUAUGAUGAAAGAAAACACUAAGAAACCCAUAUUCCUGGUGCCUGUCCAAAGAUAUCAGGAAUUCAUCAACACUCUCCAGUUUCAGGUUACGGACUACUGCGUCAGAGUUUGUGCUACAAGCAUUUUACAGGAUGCUGAGAGCCACCACUGGGAUGACUACAAAGCUUUUUAUGAGGGGGAAAGAUGCUCCUUCUCACUCCAGAUGUGGCAUUAUUUCUUCUGCGCUCUUCAUCAUGAUCUCUGGACCAUUCUGCCCCCUAAAUUAGCCCAGGUGAUCCUCACAGAAGUGCUGGAGAAAUCUUUGGGUCUACUGGCCUCCAGAUAUGCUCGGGCCCAUCCCAGUUACAAGAGAACUCCACAGAUCAGACUUGAUGUCACAACAAUUUUAAUAUGCACUGAGAACAUGUUAUGGUCAGUUUGCACAUCUGUACAGAAGCUUUUGAAUCCUCAUGAGUAUAUAGAUGAUCAAAUUUUUAAAAUUCAUACACAUUGUAAUAAUUUGUUCACAACAUUAGUCAUUUUGACUUCACCUUUAACUGAAUUAUAUCAGACUUUUCAGCAUGGCAUAGAUGAUUCUGCUUCAGAUUCCAUAAAACCAUUUUUCAAGCAACCACUGCAUUGGUUUUCUUGCAUAUCACAUUUCUACCCUUCUUUACUCAGGACUCCAUCAUCUGGAGAACUAACAGCCGAGGGUCGAUUGAAACUGCUCUUAUCCCAGCCAGGUUGUAAUUGGAACCUGCUUCUAGAAACCCUACUGCAUGACGAUGGUCUUUUACUGAGAAUCCUGCUGAAGAGCUCAAAACGUACCUUUCAAGAACAAGCUUCUGAUACAGACAAUAGUCUGAAUCAAGAAUCCAGCUUGAUAGAAACCAUCUUUAAAGUACUGUACCAUUGCAAUUUUUCUCCACAAACAUUUGGAAAUGUUUUUGUGAACUACAUGGAAGAAGAACAAUUAUGGGACUUUCUAUAUAAUAUCCCAGUCUCAACGUGCAUGGAGUCCGAGCUAGAGGUCAUCCGAUGCUUGAGAUUGGCACUGACGGAUGCUGUCAAGGACAUUGUACAGCAGAUAAUAUUUGUGAUGAGCUCUGGGAGGAACUGUGAGACCAACUUCAACAAGCACAGAGUUCCUGAUUGUUUGCGUGAGAGCAUUCCCAAGGAAUGGAAUUAUAUUCCACAAGAAACUAAAAAGAAGGAAUCAAGCAAAGGCUUCACAAGGCUUGCUGCUCAGGCAGUAUCUAUUGUAAUCAGCAAGUUACCUACAGUGAUUGCAUGUUUGCCUCCCCCAAUUAAAUACUUCUUUUUUCUGUCUGAGAGAAAAAUGUCAAAAAACUUUGUUGAAUUGAAGAAAGCUAGCCUUCUUGUCUGGAACUUGAUUGUAAUUAUAUGUCGGAUAUUUGAGGAUGGAAACACUGUGGAACUUUUAACAGGUGCCUCCCUUGACAGAGGGAGUAAAGAGAAACUUGGUUUAAUCUGUGUGUGUUUGGAAAGCAUCAUGGGAAAGCAGACAAGUGGCCCUAAUCACAUGACCCAGAAGGUCAUACAGAGCAUCGAGCAGGAAAAACCCAACUGGCUUGAGAGCCAAUUGGUGAAAGCAAGGAAACUGAGCACCGAAUGUGCGUUUAUGACAAUAGAGAAAAGCACAGCCUUAGAAGAAGGAGAUAGUGCUCUUGAACCGACUGAGCAGAAAAUAAACAUGAUGGUCCUGGAUAUCUGCCACAAACCAGGUGGCAGCGAGUACCUGCGGCAAAUUUAUCACAUCAUGCGGCUCAAUGAGGAAUAUUUAAAAGAACAGCUGUUUUCUAUGAAUGGUUCAGAGGAAAAGCCAUUACCCAUCAGACCUUUAAAGACGACCUUGAGGAGUGUGGAAGAUCAGCCUUCUGCCUUUAACCCUUUCCAGGUGUACAAGGCAUUUAGUGAAAACAUGCUAGAUCAGUCAGCCAUCACAAAAUGGAACUGGAAUUGGUCAGACUUGCUGCCAGAUUAUCUGGGACUGGAUAAGAUGACCUUCAGUGUACUGCUCAAAAACAGAUGGGAAAUGAGGAAGGAUGAGAGACUGGAAGAGGAAGAAAAAUUGAUGCUGGAACAUUUAAAACAAUUUUGCACCAUCCAGGACUCUUCUGCCACAGAUAACACAGAGGAACCAUAAUGUGCAGAAAACAGCAACAGCUUUAUUUUAGGAAAUAAUCACAUGUAAUGGAGUAGGAUUUUUACUACAGUCAGAAUGAACCUCAGAUGUGCUGUGAAGCAUGAAACCAAUAACUGAGUAAUCUCUGAAAUGAAAAGGAAUACACCACAUAACGAAUAAAGUGCUACAUAUUUUUUUACUUUAAAAAUAAUUUCAAAUGUUUUUCUUUCCUCAUUUGUUCUCUAUAUAUGAUAUAACUGCUGCCAUCUCGUGUUCCCUUUGAAUUAUUUUUGUUUCUUCUUAGUCUUGAAGUAUCUAUGACAACAGACAAAAUGUUUGGAAAUCUUUUCCAUAAGGAUUUUUAAAUACAGCGUUUACGUGUUAGGUUGAAUGGAGUAACAUAGCCCCUUGAGGGUCAUCUGAAACUUUGAAUUUAAUUUUAUAGCUGUAGUCCAGGUUCAGGUCUUAGUCACUUUUUAAAACCCACCAGUGUGCCAGCCUCCUUUUCCAAAGCCUCUUCCUCAUGCAGUUUAUCUGAAUCAUAACCACAAAAACAUUCUCCUGAAGUAUAACUUUAGUCCUAUCUCUCCCUAAGGUGGUUUUUCAAAUACCACGUUCAAACUUUCAAUCCUAUGCUUUCAGAUCCUAUACCCAUUGUCUCCAUAAUCGAGCAACUGCUUGUCAUCCUCUUGGUUCAUGUGCUUACCAUUAUUCCCAACUGGAAAGUACCUUUCUUCCAAAACUCAUUCAAGCAAUCCCAUGGUUUCUGUUAUUUCUUUUAUUUCUGUUAUAGUCACACACACACACACACACACACACACAGGAAAUGGAAUGUGUUCUAGUGCCCUGUACAUCAAAUUAUAAUUACUAUAUUCUUCCUAUUAGUACAUGGUACUAGAUUAUGAAAACCUCAAAUGGCUUGCAAUACGAGCCAUUUUUAAGAGAUUUUUAAGCCAUUUUUAAGGGAUUUCAUAGUCUCCCCAAAUCCCUGCCACAGAAUUAUUCAUGUAUUGGGCAAUUAAUAAACACAGUUGUUUGAAUGACUGUCAUUAAAAGAAGACAAAAAGGCAAUUUGACUGUUGAGCAAUCUACAGGAUUAUCUGGGAGAAGCCUUACCUCUUUUAGAACAUAUGAUAUCGAACUUCAUGAUUCUGAUAUUCUCAGAUUGUCCAUAUUCCCACAUUCUGUGAUUUUUAUAAAAUAUGUGUAGGCUACACAAUUUCCAAAGGAAAGUACUUAUGCAUUUUUCAAAAAGCAAAAGCUUAGAGUGCAGAGGAGGCCACCUUAGAAAAUCUCUUGCAUUAAUUCCUACAUAAAAACAUAUAAAUGGCCAUGUAGCUAGCUGCCUACCAGUAACACAUCUUAUUUCUAAAAAAUGUAUUUUUGUUGACCAGUAUAAUCAUGAGUCAAGUGUUUUAAGACACAGUUGAAGUAAUUUCUAAAAAUUCUAUACAGGCUGGGACACCUGGGUGGCACAGUGGCUUAAAAUAUCUGACACUUGGGUCUCAGCUUAGGUCCCAAUCUUGGGACCUCAAGCCCCACUUUGGGAUCUACACUCAGGGUGGAGUCCGCUUGAGAUUCUCUCCCUCUCCCUGCCCCUGUACCUCUCCCCCCACUCAUGCUUUCUCCCUAAAAUAAAUAAUUUAAAAUUUCUAUACAAACCAUUUAAAAAAUAGUAAGAAAUUUUCAUGAGAAGUGAAUUUACCUAUAAACAGUUACUAUAAUAACCAAUUUAAGACAACAAUUGAGUUUCUUCAGCUUUGUAAUGGUCUGUGUAAAAUUGCAUAUUUUACUAGAAAGACACUAAAAUAGAAAGUCAAAAUAAAAAUAAACUGAGCCAAUUAAAUAAUCUUACAGAGUAAAGGAUUUCACAUCUGGGUUCUUGUCUUCUAAUAUAUCUAAAGAUCAUCUUUUAACACUAUUUUUUUUAAUUGAAUUUGUACAUUUCUAUAGUAAUCCUGAGAAGUGACUUAUUUCCUCUAGAAAAAAAUUUUCUCUAUGGCUUCAUUUGAAAGGAAUUUAGAAUAGUAAGGGGAGAAGGAGAUCAACCGGAAGGAGAGAAAAAUAGAAAACAGAAGAGCUUGCAGAUGAAUUUUCUCCUUCUCCUUCUUCUCCUUCUUCCUUUGAGCAGAGAGAGAGAGAGAAACAGUGAUUGAGCAGUGGGGAGGAGCAGAGGAGAAAGAUGCCAGCACAUAGCUCCAUGCCCAAAACACAACCUGAUGCAGAGCUCGAUUUCAGAACCCUGAAAUCAUGACCUGAGCUAAAAUCAAAAGUUGGUUGCUUAACCAACUGAGCCACCCAGGCUCCCCCAAUGAAUUCUAUUUUUCCUUUGUGAAAUUACUGCCGCUGUAAGUAGAAUAAAAUUUAUAACUGGGUAUGCUAAAUGAUAAAACAUUGAUUUAUCAGAUCAUUUUGACUUUAUGCUUAACAUGUUUCUUAAGUAUAAGAAUGGUAUUUCAAAAUGGUUACUCUUUUUCAUGUUUAUUUUACAUUUGUGUAAGUUAACAACAGGAAUGAAGUCUAAUACUUUAUAAAUCCCAAUAUGCUUAUUACAAAAGUACUAUCUUCCUUCUGUGUUCUGUUUAACUGUAUUUUUAUGUAAUUAUAAAGAUAUAUCUAUUUUAUUAAUGGUUUAUCAGUUACUAUGUGAAACAGUAUGAAUUCUUAAUAAAAUAUAGGUGAUAA
Lutra lutra (Eurasian river otter) is the source of this 7243-nucleotide messenger RNA. RefSeq names its product KIAA0825 ortholog. The coding region runs from base 737 to 4579 and encodes 1280 amino acids. The record is from RefSeq and is a predicted model, not a curated record. NCBI's taxonomy places the organism in Eukaryota, Metazoa, Chordata, Mammalia, Carnivora, Mustelidae. The transcript has 22 exons.